AUCAUCAUGAUCGUGAAUGUCGACUUGUUAGCUCUGGCGACCAAUUUGACCUAUCUUUCCUCCUUGACUGCAAUCUCUCUCCUCGCCUACGACCCCAGGUUCACCGCCAAUGUCUUGGGUCCAGACGUCUCGGCUCGACAAUUGUACGACCUGCCCUGGCAAGCUUUUCACGAAAUGGGAACCUACCACAAAGCCUCCAAUGCCGUCUACAUUACUUCCAACUACAAUUCACUGCAAAAUCCCAUCAACGUCACCAUCCUCAACCUCGACGAUUACAGCUUAAGCUCUACUCGUUACGAUGGAUUGUAUGAGGCGAACGGAGGCACCGGUUAUUUUCCUCCGGGAUCAGAUGCCGUCACCCCACCCAAAUUGCUCUUCUGCGACGAGGGGGAUUUUGAACAUGCCUCGGCUCUUACAGUUGUCGAUCCCACCACCAACGAGUCAGAGGUCAUUCUGAACAGCUUCCUUGGUCGGAACUUUUCCUCCGUAAAUGAUGUGCGGCAACAUCCGGAAACGGGUGAUCUUUGGUUCACUGAUGCCGACUAUGGUUGGUUCCAACAUUUUAGACCGGAGCCAGUUAUUCCAAAACAAGUUUAUCGAUUUGAGCCCGCUACUGGAGUCCUUCAGGUAGUCGCAGAUGGCUUUGUCGAGUCCAAUGGUCUUGAGUUUUCUCCGGAUCUUAAGACGUUGUAUGUCAGUGACACUGGAUCGGGACAAUUCUCUACGAAUCUGACUAGACCUGGUACGAUUUACGCUUUCGAUAUUGUUGGUAAGAAACGUCUACAAAACAGACGAACAUUUGCUUUUGCCGACACUGGUACUCCGGAUGGCGUUCAUACCGACCUUGAUGGCAAUGUUUGGGCAGCUUGUGGGGAUGGUGUUCAUAUAUGGGAUCCAGAAGGAAUUUUAUUAGGAAAGAUUCAUCUUGGAGUUGCUAGCAAUAAUUUUGCGUUUUUACCUGGAGCUGUACUUAUAUUCAGCAACUACCAGCUUUGGAUUGUUGAGAAUAUAAAGGCAGUGGGGAGGGAAAUUUGUCGAGAUUUUGGA
Molecule: messenger RNA, 1047 nt
Organism: Aplosporella prunicola CBS 121167
Lineage: Eukaryota; Fungi; Ascomycota; Dothideomycetes; Botryosphaeriales; Aplosporellaceae
Exons: 1
Source: RefSeq, a predicted model, not a curated record